Molecule: messenger RNA, 2241 nt
Organism: Exophiala spinifera
Lineage: Eukaryota; Fungi; Ascomycota; Eurotiomycetes; Chaetothyriales; Herpotrichiellaceae
Exons: 1
Coding region: 1-2241 (746 amino acids)
Biological process (GO): negative regulation of TORC1 signaling; TORC1 signaling; cellular response to amino acid starvation
Cellular component (GO): GATOR1 complex
Source: RefSeq, a predicted model, not a curated record
AUGUCGACUGCAACCACGUCUCGAAACCCUGCCUUGCUCGCCAUUCUUCUUGUUGCGCAGGGUCGCACUGGCUCCAACGCCCAGCUCGUCUUCCACUAUCCUCCCGACCCUUUAGCCGCGGCACGCACAGCUGAAGCAAUAUCUUUGGCGGAAGAUGAGGAGGGAGACAGCUCCAGCAGCGACUCUGAAGAGUCUUCCUCCGACGAUGACUUUGAGCUGUUCACAAAGCGCAUCAACGAGACCGCAGAUGCACAUCCUGACAGUCGAUCGCAGAAGUCGAACGAUGGCGACGAUGAAGAAGGCGUGCAGAUGAAGAGAGGGUCUGUAGACAGCGAGGGCUGGAAACCUCCCUGGGAGCCACUCCUCGGACUGGGCGAGGAUGGCCUGGUGAGCCUCUUGACCCCAGGACGAGCCUGGCACAAACGCAGAUUCGAGCUUAGCAUCAAUGACUUGACCUUCCUGGGCAGGCCGGUUUAUGCGCGUGAAGAGGGAUACUGGCGCAAGCCCCGUCGCAGGAAGCAGAGGUCGGUUCUGGACGAGGAAGCACAAAAUUCUUCGGACACUGCGGUAAGUGACAGCGGCAUAGACGAAGGGGACAACCGUCCGGAAAGCCCGUCCAAGGGACACAUCCGUCACGGGAAGACACAGAGUGUACCCGAGUCGACAAAAACACAGCUUACCAUGUUUCACCUGGUGUUUGUGAUGGACCCGUCUCCCUUGGAGCAUGUCUUGCGGGUCAAGGACAUGUAUGACCAUGUGGUCAAGAAACUGUCCAAGGUUCUAAAAUGGGAACAAUCCCAUCGCAACUAUGUAUGGGAGCAGGCAGAGCUGUUGCAGUCCAUCAAGUCCACACACAUCCACCAGCAAUCGUCGACUCGCACUCUAUACACCGAGAUGAUGAGAAGAUCAUCUCUGGCAGCGGCUAUUGCCAAAGUGUUUGACAACAUCUCUGCCUCCAAAAUUGCUGCAAUCACGCUUAGCUCCAAGCUGUCCGUCUCUCUUCAGAUCCCUCCUGUCACGUCGACCUCGUACUUACCUUCACUCUCUGAGCCUCCUCUGGAACCGGGGCUGUGGCUCACGACCGCCACAGACCCUGCUUCAACGGAGGCCGACAUGGACACGGCGUCAAGUUCUGGGGCAUUACAGCUGUCUAAAAACUUCACGCUUCUCCUCAAGGCUAGCCCGCAAAAGAUUAUCAAAGACAUUCAGGCCGCCGGAGGUCCAUUGGCCAUGCCAUUGACCAACUUCAUAAGUAAAGCAAAGCCGACAAAGUCCUUUUACAAGAUUUCCACUCUCUCCGGCAUCAAUCUGCCUGAUAUUCAGCACCUCGCGCGUCACCUUGUCUACUGGCGAAGGGCCAUUGCCAUUCCUCCACUGCACCAGCGAGAUACCUAUAUUGUAUCACCAAACGCGAACAUGCACAAGCUAGUAGCGGCCUCCAAGACAUACGAGGCGACAUUUCCGAUGAUGCCUUCGUUGCCAAAGAUGCUCAGUGUGUUGAGUGGAACCCCUGCACCAUAUGGCGCCCUGAUCCCCAGUAGCGACCACAAAGAAGAGUACUAUCGCGUUCUAGAAUGGUUGAUGCGCGAGGGCUGGGUUACUCAACUCCGGACGUUUGCUUUUGUGCGCAUUGAUCCGGACGUGAAGAAAGCAGUCAGAGAGCAGGAACGUGAGGAGAAGGGGUCUAGGACACCUGCGGACAAGGAGUUGCGGGAAUCUACCGAGGUAUCCAAAAGCUUUGGCAGCGGUACACCAGCCACUGUUGCCAGCAGCAUGAUAUCCACCUUCAGACAGCGACCCAGUCUGGCCCGUCGUCCGUCAAGUGAUGGGAGGAAUUCAAUUUCGACUGAUCACACCAGUACGCGUGGCCAGCAAUUCAAACACAACCCAAAACAGGCCAGCCUGGUGCUCUCUCCCCAACGUGCAUCUCCGCAAGAGUCCCGUUGGCUUGACUAUGUCGCGUCGACACUGGCAUCAUCUCUGAAUGCUUCCAGAACAGAUUUAUCGGCAUCGCCCAUGUCAGAGAAUGAGCUGGAGACAGCUAACAUCCGGCGAUAUUGGUCAGUCUUCGUCAAGUACUUCUCCGGUCAUGACGCGUUGGAAAAAAUCCCAGUACGCGAAGGCCUCAAGAGAAAGAAUGUGUGGGAUAUGCUUAUGAAAAUGGGAUUGGAUUUUAAUGGAGGAGUCGAGGAUGACAAGGGCGAGAAUAAACGGGUCCUGGUUACAGUACGACAUUGGUAG